ACCGUUCCAAAUUUUCCCUCCGUGUUCGUAUUCCACGCGGCGACGUCGCCAUCGCGGCCUCCUCUCUGCUCCCCUUCUCAUUCUCCGCACCUGCACGCUGCCGCCGCCGUCCCGUACGCAUCCCCAAACCCUAAUUCAUCCCCCUGACACAUAUACGGGCGCGCGAGGAGACUCACUCUGACUCCGCAGAUCGCCGGCGAUGGGAUCCAAGGACCAGGACGGAGGGGCCGCCUCUUCGGGUAGCGGCGGGUUCUUCUCGUCGAUCGCCGCCGGCGUGCGCAGCUGGGGCACCGCCGUGCACAAAUCCGUCAACGGGUUGGUCGGGUAUGAAGGCCUUGAAGUUAUUAAUCCCGAUGGAGGCACGGAAGAUGCCGAAGCAGAGGCUUUCAGGGGGCGCUGGAGGCAGGAGAUGUGCAAUUUCAUCCUGGACUAAUGAUCGUGAUAGUUAUUGGAAGAUGAUGCACAAGUACAUAGGAUCAGAUGUUACGUCACUUGUGACACUUCCAGUCAUCAUUUUUGAGCCAAUGACAAUGCUUCAGAAAAUGGCUGAGUUGAUGGAAUACUGUGAGUUGUUAGACAAAGCAGAUGAGUGCGAGGAUCCAUACAUGCGUUUGGUAUAUGCUUCUACAUGGGCUGUUUCGGUCUAUUUUGCAUACCAGCGUCCGUGGAAGCCGUUCAAUUCAAUCCUUGGAGAGACUUAUGAGAUGGUUAACCACCAGGGUAUUACGUUUCUUGCUGAGCAGGUAAGCCAUCAUCCUCCAAUGGGUGCUGCUCAUUGUGAGAAUGAGCAUUUUACUUAUGACAUUUCGUCUAAGUUGAAGACCAAGUUCUUGGGAAAUUCAGUGGAAAUUUACCCAAUUGGAAGGACUAGAGUGACACUUAAAAAAUCUGGUGUCAUGUUGGAGUUGGUGCCACCACCAACAAAGGGUAACAACCUGAUAUUUGGCCGCACUUGGGUUGACACACUUGGAGAGAUGGUCAUGACAAACCUGACAACUGGAGACAAAGUUGUGCUAUAUUUCCAGCCCUGUGGCUGGUUCGGGGCUGGCCGAUACGAGGUGGAUGGGUAUGUGUACAGUGCAGCGGAAGAACCUAAAAUAAUGAUGACAGGGAAAUGGAAUCAGUCUAUGAGUUGCCAACCAUGUGAUCAAGAAGGCGAUCCUCUUCCAGGCACUGAGCUAAAGGAGAUUUGGAGAGUCGCUCCUACCCCACAGAACGACAAGUACCAGUAUACAUACUUUGCACACAAAAUAAAUAGCUUUGAUACAGCACCGAAGAAGUUAUUGGCAUCUGAUUCCCGGUUGAGGCCUGAUAGAUACGCCCUAGAGAAGGGUGACAUGUCUAAAUCUGGCUCAGAAAAGAGCAGGCUUGAGGAACAACAGAGAGCUGAGAAAAGAACUCGAGAGGCCAAGGGCGAGCAAUUUACUCCAAGAUGGUUUAACAUGACGAAUGAAAUUGCUCCUACCCCUUGGGGUGACUUGGAUGUUUAUGAAUACAAUGGCAAGUACGCCGAGCACCGGGCUGGCAUAGACAGCUCUAGUGUCGCCGGUGAGACAGACGUCACUUCCAUCGAGUUCAACCCGUGGCAGUACAGCAGUUCAUCUUCCCAAUGAUUUUCCAUGGUCUGAAGCUGCCAUCUUUAUUUAUUAUUGUGUAAAAUGCGUCCAGGCCUUACUUUGCACUGAUUAUGCCAUUAGCAGUUUCAUGCCUUUGUAGUAUAAUUGCCUUCCCCUUUCCUCUUCAUUCUACAAUUAUUCAGGAAGCGAUGUAUCUGAUGUAGUCCAUGUACUGUCGUUAAUCUAGCAGAAAUUUGCAGA
Messenger RNA from Phragmites australis (common reed), 1817 nucleotides. RefSeq names its product oxysterol-binding protein-related protein 3C-like. The record is from RefSeq and is a predicted model, not a curated record. Gene Ontology annotation, molecular function: sterol binding. The transcript has 11 exons. Gene Ontology annotation, cellular component: intracellular membrane-bounded organelle; cytosol; membrane. The coding region runs from base 327 to 1613 and encodes 428 amino acids. Lineage: Eukaryota; Viridiplantae; Streptophyta; Magnoliopsida; Poales; Poaceae.